AUGCACGUUUCCACCGUCCGUGCAGCGCAGCGCAGCGCAGCGCAGCCCAGCCAGCGGUCGAAUGAGCGCCGAGUCGAGGCUUCUCCAGAUACGCAGCGCUUUAGGGGUCCUUGCUGGUGGUCCACCUGGGCAACAGGGCCUCAUCCGCUUCCAUCACCUCACCGUCCCUCACUCCUCCACAACUGCUCCUCGUGCGACACGGCUGCUGUAGAUACGGCGAUAGAAUCGAGCACACGCCCCCCAGCUCUGGCAUCCACUAGCUGCAGCCUCGACCCUCGAACCUCGAACGCGGGGCCCAUUUGCCACACUAGAUCUCUCGGAGCCGCUGGUCGUCUCUGCGUCUCUUUCGCAAUGCUCUCCUCGCUCGCGGAUGGCGCACGACGCGCCAUGAACUCGACCGUCCACGUCGACUGGUCGCUGUACGGUGGAGCCGAGCGGACCUCGCCACCCACGCCUGCGCCGCGUCCGCCUCUACGCUCGCACGUCUCGAGCACCUCGUCGUCUUCCACGUCGUCGGCACGCAACUCGCGCUCGUCGUCGCCGCAGUUCUCGCACACCGCCGACUCGUCCACCUCGUUCACCAGCGACGACGACGAUGUCUCGCCCCAGAGUGGCACGCCUAAGCACGAGCUCGACGAUGCGCCGCUGCCCGACGUCUCGCGCGCACAACACACCAUCCUGCCGCCCGGAUCGCAGUCGGCUGGCGUCACAGCUACCGACGGCAAAGCGUGGCUGCCCCGCAUCGCAUCCACGCCCGAGCAGGACUUUCUCUGGAUGCACACCGAGGAGCCGCACCGCUCGCGUCGCAUGGCCAUCCUCAAGGCGCAUCCCGAGGUGCGAAGGCUCAUGGGCUACGAGCCGCUCACCAAGUACGUCUCGCUCGCCGUGCUGCUGCUCCAACUCGGCCUGGCGGUGUAUCUGUCCAAGUACACGUCGCUGCAUCCGUUUUCGUGGCAGUUUCUGCUCCUCGCGUAUGCCGUGGGCGGUACGGCGAACCAGAACACGUUCCUGGCCAUCCACGAGAUCACGCACAACCUUGCCUUCCGCGGCCUGCGCGCCAACCGACUCUGGGCGAUCCUUGUCAACGGUGCGAUUGGCGUGCCGUAUGCAAUGGCGUUCAAGCCGUACCACCUCGAGCACCACAAGUACCUCGGUGAGGACGGCACGGAUACGGACCUGCCCACCAAGCUCGAGAGUGUGGUGUUGCGCAACGUGCUCGGUAAGGCGUUCUUUGCCACGUUCCAGAUCUUCUUUUACGCGCUGCGACCCGGGUUCGUUCGGGCGCAACGACCGACGAUCUGGCAUGCGCUCAACAUGGCCUUUAUCGCCGUGCUGAAUGUUGCACUGGUGCGCUAUGCCGGAUGGACCGCGCUGGUCUAUCUGCUGCAGAGCAGCUUCUUUGCCGGCAGUCUGCAUCCGUGCGCCGCGCAUUUCAUUGCCGAACACUACAUGUUUGGCGGGAUCCAGCAGGAGACCUGGUCGUACUAUGGACCGCUCAACGUGCUGGCGUACAAUGUGGGCUAUCACAACGAGCACCACGACUUUCCCAGUGUGCCGUGGACGCGGUUGCCACAGCUGAGCAAGAUGGCACCCGAGUUUUACGAUGUGCUGCCGCGCCAUACCAGCUGGCCCAUGGUGACGGUGCGUUUCAUCUUGGGCACCGACUCGGGGCUUUGGGCAAGGAUCAAGAGGCCCAACCGAGACGCUAUCCGAUCGCACGCCAAGACACAGUAG
Moesziomyces aphidis is the source of this 1734-nucleotide messenger RNA. NCBI's taxonomy places the organism in Eukaryota, Fungi, Basidiomycota, Ustilaginomycetes, Ustilaginales, Ustilaginaceae. The record is from the annotation of a GenBank genome assembly.